CUCCAGCACACCCAGCCCACCGUAGCUGUACCGCGAACCACCACUUUGCAAUCACAACCAGUAUUCGGCCCGCUCUUAGCUCGAUAAGCUUGCGCGCACCUCCUGCCGACAAGAGGGGAAUUGUCAGCGCGAUGUCAUGCGUCAUCGCCAUCGAUAGGUGGCGGCAGGUAGGGUCGGAGUGGGAGUGCUACACUGAUCGUAACAUCAUAUGUAUAGCGUCGGGAUACCUCGGGUCUUUAACGGAUCUUGAUUCUUUGACCGCUCUCUGCCCGACAUACUUCUGACUCCUGUGCUUUGCUGAUCGGUGACAUCAUGGCUCCUUCGAAACCGCAGGUCAUUAAGCAAAAGCAAAGGGAUCCGGCGAGCAAACUCGAUGUUAUCAUUGUCGGUGCCGGACUGGGCGGUUUAGGAGCAGCCAUCUCCAUCCUGCUCGAAGGCCACAGUGUACAAAUCCUCGAAGUCGCGUCAGAAAUCGGAGAAAUCGGCGCUGGAAUCCAAUGCCUUCCCAACUCCACACGCGUACUCAUCUCUUGGGGCCUAGAAGAUACCCUCUCUAAACUUGCCACUACGCCGCGAUUGUGCAACAUGAUCGGGUGGAAAGGUCAGAAGAUCUCGGACAUGGACUUCUAUGAGUAUGAGGCCCAGUGUGGAACGCCGUUCUGGGACUUCCAUCGUGCCAAUCUGCAUAUGGCACUGCUGGAGAGGGCGCUUGAGUUGGGUGCGGUUUUGACAACGAAUUCAAGAGUGAUGGACGUUCAGUACAAGGCAAGCGGCGAUUCGACAAGAGCCGUUGCUGUGUGUGCAGACGGGAAAAGAUACCUGGCGGAUGUGGUGGUGGGUGCGGAUGGCAUCAACUCGAAGUGCAGAGAGAUUCUACUUGGUCAUGAGGAUCCACCACUGCUUACGGGCGAUCUGGCGUAUCGAUUGCUGUUAGACACAGAGCAGAUGAUGAAAGAUCCUGAUUUGAGGGGUUUUGUCGAAGAUCCCCAGGUCAAUUAUUGGAUUGGACCUGAUGCGCAUGCCGUCAACUACGUGCUCCGUGGUGGCAAGCUUUUCAACAUGGUUCUCUUGGUGCCCGACGACAUGCCAGCUGGCGCCAAUACGCUUACUGGCAACGUCGAAGAAAUGCGCGCUUUGUAUAACGACUGGGAUCCUCGAAUCCCCAAGCUGCUGGCUCUCUGCAAAGACGUCUUCAAGUGGCGCCUCAUGAUUCGACCUGGCCUGGACCCGACAUGGUCCCAUCCUUCUGCUGCGUUCACAAUCUUGGGUGAUGCUGCGCACGCUACACUACCAUAUCUUGCAUCUGGCGCCGGGAUGUCGCUCGAGGAUGGUCAUGUACUUGGUCUCUGCCUUGGCAAAAUCAAAAAUAAGAGCACGGCGGAGAAGAAGAAGGCACUCGACAUCUACGAGCGCUGCCGUCGUGAGCGGACUGAGCGCGUAGUUUCGCGAGGCAAUAGGCAGCAGUAUCUGUACCAUGUGCACGAUGGCGAAGAGCAGCAGGAGCGAGAUCGAUUGCUGACCGAGUUUGCCAAGUUCAACGGCAAAGGCAAGGUCGAAAGGGAUGAGUACGAGGCUGCGGGUUUGACAAUCGAAAUGGAUCCGCUGGCAUGGCGAUGGGGCGGUGUAGGGAGUUGGCUGUUGAUGUAUGUUUGUGAAGAUGAUGUCCUGAGGCGGACAACGGAGUAUGAGGCCGAAGCAAAGCUCUCAAGUCCAAAGGGAGCGAGUGAGGAAAGUAUGAGGGCUGUCUUGUAAGAAGCCCGCGAUUGAAUUUCCAACUCAAAGUUGCAAGACAUCAGUCUUUGCUCAAUUGGCUGGGACUUACAGGAAGCCGAGCUGAACACUGGACUUCCAAAAACAUAAUCUCGUUUUCUCUUGUUUAUCUUGGUGUAAAGUGCGGCUCGUCGUUCCCAAGAGAAGCAUCAUAGAAUCUGAUUGGCUCGUUGAGUGUCAACAACACCC
Didymella exigua CBS 183.55 is the source of this 1959-nucleotide messenger RNA. Its product is annotated as FAD binding domain-containing protein. The transcript is spliced from 3 exons. Gene Ontology annotation, molecular function: monooxygenase activity; FAD binding. The coding region runs from base 313 to 1752 and encodes 479 amino acids. The record is from RefSeq and is a predicted model, not a curated record. NCBI's taxonomy places the organism in Eukaryota, Fungi, Ascomycota, Dothideomycetes, Pleosporales, Didymellaceae. Gene Ontology annotation, biological process: secondary metabolite biosynthetic process.